AUGGAGGACGGUCUAGCCUUGAGUGUUGCCGCUGAUAACGCUGUGGCGCGAGAGGAUAUUGCAGACGCCGAUGAAUCUCCGAACACCAUUAAUGCAACACAGGAGAACAUCCAUACAGGCACUACACCUGUGGUGCUGUCCAACAUCAUGGAGUCAACGUCAACAUUGCCAGCGACUUGCCAGACGGCACGGCACCACAAGGAGUUGAGGUCGGAGGCUUACUUCAUUGAAAAGUGGAAUGAAUUGUUGAGGGAAUACAAACUUGAGGAUAACUCAUGGAUGCAAAACCUGUAUAGUAUACGGGCAAAGUGGGCUGCUGUAUAUCGUGACUCUUUUACGGCGGAUAUGAACUCAACUCAAAGAAGCGAAGGUCUGUUGUACAAGCAUGCACUCAGGGUCUUCAAUAUGAAUGGAGUUUACAAUUUGCCAUCUCAAUAUAUACUAAAUAGGUGGACAAAAUAUGCAAAAAGAGGAUUUUAUAUUGAGAAACAAGGAAGUAAGAAGGAAGAUUUGAAAACACAUGCUGCUCUUAUCUCUCGAAAUGCGACUUCUGUUGCAUUGAAAUGUUCAGUUUCAAAAGAACUCCUUGACGAUUUCCAAAAAACUACAGAAAAGUUCGACUUAGAGGCAGAUGUUCGUCUAAGGAAGCUGCAAGAAGAAUCCAAUGAUGCUCCGCUAGUGGUGAAUGAAUGUGACAGUGACACUUUAAACGCUUCAAUAAGUUUUAGAGUUCCCCAAGUGGUAAAAGGCCCAAAGAAUUCACGCUACAAAAACGUGGUUGAAAAGAAUUCAGAAAAGAAGAAGAAGAAAAACACUAAUAAGAAAGAUCGGGCUACAGGAGAAGAUCCCAAAAAUGGUGCUGAAAAGAGAGAUGAAAGUGAUGAUCCAAAGCAAUUGAUCGACCUUCAUGCUGGUACCAUUUCCAAUAACACUGCAAUGCCAAUGUUUGCAAAUGAAGUGCAAGGGCAAUCUUCAACCAUGGCUACUCCGUUUAUCCAAGGAGGACAAGCUAAUGCCACAAUGCCGUUGUUUGCAAGUGAUAUGUACAGGUCAUCUUCGAACAUUUCAGCUCCUUUCUUCCAAGGUGGACUUACUGGUCUUCUGCUUGGAGUUGAACAAGAUGCCACAUUGUCCAAAUCUGCUAGAAAGUUACACUUCAAUGAAUAA
Miscanthus lutarioriparius is the source of this 1167-nucleotide messenger RNA. The record is from the annotation of a GenBank genome assembly. NCBI's taxonomy places the organism in Eukaryota, Viridiplantae, Streptophyta, Magnoliopsida, Poales, Poaceae.